This is a messenger RNA of Entrophospora candida, 1086 nucleotides long. Lineage: Eukaryota; Fungi; Glomeromycota; Glomeromycetes; Entrophosporales; Entrophosporaceae. The record is from the annotation of a GenBank genome assembly.
AUGACAUUUAAAAAAAUAUUUUUAAUAUUUUUAAUAUUGUUCAAAUGCUUAUUUUUAGUAAAUUCAACUCCAGCCGACCCAAGAUAUGUACAUGCCACCGUUGUGGUUAACAAUAAUUUAUAUGUUAUGGGUGGUAUAUCUAAUGGUCUACCAUCAAGAGAAUUUUUUUUGCUUGAUUUAUCACAACCAUUUGAUGCAACAACUCCACCAUGGAAGGACUUAACCACAACUUCACCAUUGCCAGUAUUAAUAUCAUGGGCUAAAGCUAGUUCCAACACAAAUAAUGAUACAAUAUUUUUAUUUGGAGGUGUUAUGAAUGAUACUGUAACUGGUGAUUAUAAUUUGAAAAAUAUGGUUUACACCCAUGAUUUAAAAACCAAUCAAUGGUUAGUAAACCCACCUGCUUUUCAAGGAGUGCCACCUGAAACACGUAGAGAUUUUGCAAGUGUUAGUGAUCCAUUGACUGGCAAAUUAUAUAUUCAUGGUGGAGCACAUGAUUUUAGUAUCCCUACUAGAGUUUUUUUUAAUGACUUUUUUAUUCUGGAUGGAAAUAAUUUAUCCUGGAGUCAAAUUGGAAAAACUGGUCCAAAUAUUCCACCUUCUAGAAUUGACCAUGCUGCUGUAUUAAUUGCUAAUGGAGUAAUUGUUUUUAUUGGUGGAAGAGAAUAUUCUAUUACUCCUAAGGCUUCUCUAACUGCAGUUCCCAUGAAUAAGCUUACAUUAUAUGAUACUAAAACUGAUACUUGGGAUUUAAUGACUACAGUGGAUGGUCUAGAUAUUGAAACCCGCGUUGGACAUACAGCUGUAUAUGCUGCUAAUGGUCAAAUAAUAGUCUAUGGAGGAAUUACACCUGAUACAGAAAUAGCACCUACUCCUGAAUUAGCUAAAUUUGAAGGUUUUUUCUCUAAGGGUCAAUCAUCAAAAGAAAUUUUUUCUCUUGAUUUGUCGCAAACAUUUGAUGCAACAACUCCACCAUGUAAGGAUUUAACUGCAACUUUUCCAUUGCUAGUAUUAAUAUCAUGGGCUACAGCUAGUUCUAACACUAAUAAUAAUAAAAUAUUUUUAUUUGGUGGUGAAUUUGUUUAA